AAUCGUCAGUUCCCAACUAACUAUUUUGACAUUCAUAAUUUUGCUUUCAACCUCUUUGGGUAGGAACAUUAAAUUUUACUGUUAUUUAUUUAAGUAUUUGCAAUGAAAUGUCGCUCCGUUUAAGAGUGUUAAAUUUAGUAGAAAUAGUGCUGCGAGUGCCACCUCUAUUUGUGAUCGAUGAAAUACUCAAAGUUGGACUUGGAAUUUACUCAUUCACCGAGCAAGCUUUUCCGCUUUUCGAAGAAAAUUUCUACAAAAACAGCCCUCAGAAUGUCACCACAACUUCACAAUACAAUCCUGUACUGUAUAGAUUUGUUGUGAUUGGAUUAAUUAGACUAAUAUUAAGUACUGUAGGAUGUGUGAUAGCGCUAUGUCUCUUCAUGCUGAACACCAAGCAUCUGAUGGUGGUGUACAUGUACCUGAUUUCCUUGGGAGUGGUAUUCGUAUCGUAUUGGGCGAACGUAAGCACAGUAUCUCUCCUGGUGAACACGAUAGAAGGGAACAACGCCAUCUGGGACCUGAUGAGACACAUAUUGGUGCUGGACUACGAGGGUCUGUUCUCCGAAAAUGGAACGGCUCUCCACCUCAUCCAGAACUGCCUGUUCCAAGCCGUCUUGGCCUACAUAUUCGUCAACAUCCACCUGGGACCUAGGUAUCCCACCUUGCAGAAAUUGCUACCUGUUACCUUCUUCGCGCCCAUAUUCGUAUCUGUGUUGCCUAUCCCACUACCACAAGCCUUGCUGAACCACUCUCCGGCCGUCUCAGCUCUGCUGCCCCUAGCCCUCAUCAAGUUCGUCCUCUGGACCUCCCUAGUAUCCAUCGUUCAUACUGUCUACAGCGGCUACCUCCACGCUAGGAACUUCGUGUCCAACUUCGGCAUGUCCGCGUUGGUAGAGGCCGAGUGGAUGAGAUUGAACGUGCCUGAAGUGCUGAGAACCUUCUGGCUCCUCCGAGUCGUGGAACACACAUUCAUCUUCUUCCUGUCCGGAUACUGGGAGGCCGAAGACAGCUACUCCCCCUACUUCAGACUGAUGAAAUACCUGAUGGUGACGGGCUGCGACACCGUUUCGGCCGUUUUGGGCAUCACCAGCAUCGUAUCGUACAUAUGUAGCUACAUCGGUAAGAUCUUCCAGUGGAUACUGCUGACCGAAGACGACAACGACAAGAAUAUCGGUACGGUAUCGGCCAUAGUUUUCUACAUACUCGCCUUGCAAACCGGCCUCACCAGUCUGGAACCUGAAGUGAGAUUCGUGAGACUGUGCAGGAACUUCGGGUUGCUCUUCACCGCCAUCUUGCACUUCAUACACAAUGUAGUUAACCCGCUGUUGAUGUCGUUGAGCGCCUCUCACAACCCCUCGCUGAGAAGGCACGUCCACGCCCUCCUGGUGUGUCUUCUACUGGUGGUGCUGCCUUUGCUGCUCAUGUUCUACCUCUGGUCCACGCAGGAGACCUCCACCUGGCUGUUGGCCGUCAGCGCGUUCAGCAUCGAGGUCAUCGUCAAGGUGUUCGUCUCCCUGGCCAUCUACACCCUGUUUCUCCUGGACGCUCGAAGGGAGACCUUCUGGGAGAAGCUGGACGACUACAUCUACUACAUCAGGGCCUUCGGCAACACCAUCGAGUUCUGCUUCGGGAUCUUCCUCUUCUUCAACGGGGCCUGGAUCCUGUUGUUCGAGAGCGGAAGUGCCAUCAGGGCGGUCAUGAUGUGCAUCCACGCCUACUUCAAUAUUUGGUGCGACGCCAAAGCCGGCUGGUCUGUCUUCAUGAAACGUAGGACGGCCGUCAACAAGAUAGACAGCCUGCCGGACGCCACUGACGAGGAGCUGUCCUCGUACAACGACGUCUGCGCCAUCUGCUACCAGGAGAUGCGCUCGGCUAAGAUCACCAGGUGUAGGCACUUCUUCCACGGCGUGUGUCUGAGGAAGUGGCUGUAUGUGCAGGAUCGAUGCCCGCUAUGCCACGAGAUCUUGCACGGCAUCAACACCGAAGACAAGAAGGAGCUGACGGGGCCCCCGAUUCAGGCAGCCGAAGACGGCAACAGGUGAUAGGAUUAGGUGCGGAUCUAUUCGUUGUGAUUUAUAGGGUGAUAAGAUCUUACGUUGCGGGGUGUUCAGAAGAAGAGGAACGAGGAAUCGCUGACGAGGAAUCAAAUUCUGACCAAGAACCCACCCAGAUUGGCCUGGGGUUUUGUAUCUCUAGUGUGAUUGCGUCGGAUGGUCCCCCCUCCCCAUGACAAUGUUUUGUAUCUGCCUAACUUUCAACUUGGAGCGAUCGAAGGGAUUGCUCGACGAAAACCAAAGCCUAUUUAUCUGUAAAAACGAAUAGCGUGAGUGUCUAUCCUGCUCAUCUUGGCACGGAGUACCAAGUACAACUGAAACUCUCCGUGAUCUAACGAAAUUAAGCAUAUUGCUGCAUAUCACAUAACCUAAUCUGACAUCUGUCAUCGUGACAUUUCCUAGAUCGUCUAACCUAAUUUUUGUCAGACUGAUGGUUUAUUCCAUAUACUCUUCUAACGUUUAAGUCUAUCGAACAAUGUGAUAUGCAAUUAUAUCUCUUUGAAUUGUUCCCCUUACGUUGAAACUCAACUCUCGCAAUUUGCCAUAAGAAUCAUUGUUGAAAAAUGUUCAUAUAGGUUUGCCUUGUAGUUGUGUUUUUUUUAUUUUGCAUUCUUUACGGUGGUUUUCAGUAUUUAAAUGCAAUGUUUACAUCUUCGCUUAGUUAAUGCAAUUGAAUCUAGUCAGAUGAUAUUUAAAUGGAAUAUUAUAGAUAAAGAAUAGACUCUAUCUAAAUUUCUCUUAUAGGCUAAAUAACAUCAUCCUCUACAUUUUGAAAAGUGCUUCUUCUUCGUCAGUUUGUAAGUAGCAUGAUUUUGCUUUUAACUACUGAAAACUGCCGAGUUCAAUAAUAAAAAAAUUUAUAUUAUAAAUUUGUUAUCUCGAAAAGAGUAGAAUACUAAAUGUGAUCAAAGAUAAGAUACGAUGCAAUUUUUAUUUCGAUUAUAUUAUUCUGGCCUACCUCAUACUUGAGUAAGCGUGGAAGAGAGCAAUUAACUUGUCUAAUUAAUUUACUCAUAAUUUUGUUGGAUUAAAUUCUCCAACAGUUUGUUCUCUUAGACGAAUAAUGAAAAAAAUUGGGAAUUGGACAAUUAGCCUGCUAUGAAUUUCCAAUCUAUUAGGUAUGUACUUAGUGUAAAUAAUUAGGCUUGAAUGGAAUUGUGUAUUAUUUGUAAAUAUCUAAAGUUUCAAAGUCCACUUUUAAAAAAGAAAUAUUGAAUUUUAACACAUCAGUUUACAAGAUUUCUAAACUUUAUAGAAAUAUGUAAUUAGUAGGGAUAAAUGCAGGAUCUGACAAUAAACGAAUAAAAAUUAACAAUUCGUUGAAUUCUAUUGUAUGAAACCGAUGUUAACAUCCAACUAUUUCGAUGAAUAACUUGAAUGACACAAUCGUUUGACUUGAAGUGAAAUUAUCAUAAAGUAAAUUGAAAGACCCUUUGAAUUUUAAUGGAAAUUUAGGCAGCACAAUUUUUGUGUGCUCUCUGGACUGAUAUUGUAAUUAUAGCGAGAGAUCUUGUUGGCUGAUGUUGGACGGAUUCUCCCACAUUGAAUUCGAUAAAAUUCAUUGUUAUUUUUAUAUGCCUACUUUGACUUUCGGAAAUCACAUCGCACUAUUAAUAUUGUUCUUAUAUUAUUAAAUAGUGAAAAAAAUAAAAGGAAUAUUUUAAGUUUU
This is a messenger RNA of Harmonia axyridis, 3723 nucleotides long. It is a transcript of the gene Trc8, whose product is annotated as protein TRC8 homolog. The transcript has 2 exons. Gene Ontology annotation, molecular function: ubiquitin protein ligase activity. Gene Ontology annotation, biological process: ERAD pathway. The record is from RefSeq and is a predicted model, not a curated record. The coding region runs from base 108 to 2042 and encodes 644 amino acids. Gene Ontology annotation, cellular component: endoplasmic reticulum; endomembrane system. Lineage: Eukaryota; Metazoa; Arthropoda; Insecta; Coleoptera; Coccinellidae.